AUGUCUUCUCCUGCAGAAUACUAUAACUCGCUUCCUCCUAUAAGCAAGGCUUAUGGGACCAUAUGUUUGUUCGCUACUACGGCCUAUCAAUUUGGCUUCUAUGAUCCUGAAACUAUUGCAUUGAUCUAUAAGCUAGUAUUCUCCCAUUUUCAGCUGUGGAGGCUGAUUACAAACUUCUUUUUCCUUGGCCCAUUCUCUAUCAAUUUUGGGAUUCGCCUCUUGAUGAUAGCAAGAUAUGGAGUCCAACUGGAGACUGGACCGUUUCAAAGACGUACAGCAGAUUUCUUGUGGAUGAUCAUAUUUGGUGCCAUGUCCUUAUUGGUAUUAUCAGCCAUCCCCUGGUUCCAGUCUGACUUUUUGGGGAUAUCAAUGGUUUUCAUGCUUCUCUAUGUAUGGAGUAGAGAAUUUCCAAAUGCCAAUAUCAACAUAUAUGGCCUUGUGACCCUUAAGGCAUUCUAUUUACCAUGGGCCAUGCUUGCUUUGGAUGUAAUUUUUGGCUCACCAAUUAUGCCAGAUCUGUUGGGAAUCAUUGCUGGACACCUCUAUUACUUUUUAAGCGUGUUGCAUCCGCUUGCUGGUGGAAAGAACAGACUAAAAACGCCAAUGUGGCUACAUAAGCUAGUUGCAAGUUUGGGAAUAGGAGCUCCAAUGAUCAAUCAUGCACAGCCUGACAGGGCUACUGGGGCAGCUUUCAGAGGAAGAUCUUAUCGUGUUGGUGGAUGA
Messenger RNA from Ilex paraguariensis (yerba mate), 723 nucleotides. The record is from the annotation of a GenBank genome assembly. NCBI's taxonomy places the organism in Eukaryota, Viridiplantae, Streptophyta, Magnoliopsida, Aquifoliales, Aquifoliaceae.